Messenger RNA from Ceraceosorus bombacis, 306 nucleotides. The record is from the annotation of a GenBank genome assembly. NCBI's taxonomy places the organism in Eukaryota, Fungi, Basidiomycota, Exobasidiomycetes, Ceraceosorales, Ceraceosoraceae.
AUGGCUUUUGGCGCAGGACCCCGGCUUGGCCUGAACCUCGGCUUCACAGCAUCGGCCGCUGAUGGGCUGUACGGUAGUGUACGUAUGCAGGCGAACAAUUGUGAAUGCGGCGCACCAACACGUUGCAACCGAGCAUCAGCGGCUGCCCGAAGCCUCGGGCAUGCAUCUGAUGAAUCGCGUGCAUCAAAGUCCAGCCAGCAGGGAGAGACAGGUGCUGGACAGCCGUCCAGUAUUGCCUCGCUUCCGCCAAGUCAGAGUCUCGUGGGUCUGAGCGUUGCCCCAGGGGCUUCCUGGCCGCGUUGGUGA